AUGGUUGAGUGGCAAGACGCUCAUGAUAUAGCUGAGGCUCAUGAAUUCACGUUUAAGGCUAUCAAUGAUGAAAUAAAGUCAACAAAUCAUUCUAUCAGUGAAACCACAGUAGGAAAGUUUCGAAAUCGAAGAUAUAUAGAAUUUUUUCAUAAUGGUGAUCCCAAUAAUUUCACUAAACAGCAAGAUCAGGAUCAACUCAAGAGAGAUGUGUGA
This is a messenger RNA of Rhizophagus irregularis DAOM 181602=DAOM 197198, 213 nucleotides long. The record is from RefSeq and is a predicted model, not a curated record. Lineage: Eukaryota; Fungi; Glomeromycota; Glomeromycetes; Glomerales; Glomeraceae.